AUGGGAAUUUGUGGAGGUACUAAAAAAUAACCUGAAGAUUAGAUUCAUAAAUUGAAUCAACCAAUCAUAACUAGUGGAGAAUUGUCGAUAAAAGUGCUAUUGAAGAAUAUCAAGUUAAAGAUGCCAGAUAUAUUAUAAUGUUCUAUAGAAUUCGAUUUAGGAAAAUGUAAGUAUACAUCUCCUGUGCAUGUUAAUAAUGAAGGAGAACAUUAUGUAAUUAUUAUUUGAUAGAAGUAAUUAAGUGGCGAGCAAGUUUUGAUGGCUUACUUAAAAUGACUGAAUAAUAGAUGAGAGAAACAAAUAUUAAGAUUUUUGUAUUAACGUCGACAGUGAUUGGACAAGCUUAAAUCAAUUUGUUUGAAGCUGCAGUAGGACCUUUCCAUUUUGAAUUACCAAUAAGAGGCUAAAAUAAUGGAAAUGUGAGUUUCGAUUUGAAAAUGAAUCAAAUUGUUCAAGCAACCCUAUAGAGCAAAUACAUAAUUUGGGAAUUGAAUUAGAGUUUGAGUGAGGUUAGAUACAAUUACAAUUUGCGUUUGGUGGUUCUAAUAAAUGUCUAUUAACAAGACCUCCCAAUUGUCGUUCAUUUCUGAGCAUUCAUCUACCUUUACUAAUCCAAACUAUAGAAAAUAGAAUGAAAGAAAGAAUACACAAUUUUAAUCUAGUCGAAAGAGCAUCUUAGACCAAGAUAGUAUAAAAGAUAGUGUGCCUUCAUUAUCAAGACUCCCUUCAUUAAAUAGUCCUCCUAAUCCACCUUAUGAUUCUAUGGCUGCAACACCUACUCGUAAAGUAUUUAAAUAAAUAAUAUAAUAGGUGAAUCAUAGAAUUGAAUGGGAAAAUAUAAAUGAUGAUCUGACAUUGAUAGUAGAAUUACCAAUUUAAGAAUUUUAAGGUUCAGCAAUAUAAUUGUGUUUAUGGUCUAUUUCUUCAAAUAAAAAGAGUUUGGAGAAUAUUAAGUCUCCUCAAAAAACUAUAAUAAAGAAAACAAAAAAUCAACAUGAUUCUGAAUAUAUGGAUUUAGAAAUAUAAGAUCAUCAUUUAGUAGCUGAAACUUAUAUUAAUUUAUCAAAUAUGGAAACAAGUGUAUCAGCAGAAUUAGGAGCCAAAUUUUUAAUGAUUAAGAGUUAUUAACCUAAAUCUCUUUGGUAUCAUGGCGUUGAAGUAGGUAAAAUUGAUUAUGAAAUGAGUGUUAGAAUCCCAAAUCAUCUCUAAUAAUCUUCAUUUGGGGUUUAAACAGAAAAAGGAAUUGUUUCCUCUAUUUCUGUAGUUGGAAAUGUAGAAAAUAUUAGUGUGACAGAAAUUAAAAUGAUAUAAAUGGAAUUUUAAAAGUUAUCUAGUAGUAUUUUUAAGAUUGAACAUAAAACUCUCAAUAUUGAUGAAAAAUUAAAAGUUAGACAAGAGAUGGAUUAACAUUUAAAUCGUUUAGCAUAAUUUCUUUGUCAAUCUCAUGGAAGUGCUAUCAAAACCUUCUAAUAUAAAUCAGAAGAUGAUUUAAUGAAGGCAUAAUAAUUACUCAUUUAAAUAUCUAUUCAUUUAGUUGAUUAUUCUAAAACAUUAUCUACUUUUAGUUCUUAUUAUGAAUGUCUCAAUCAAGUGUUAAGUCGUGGUGAAUUAAUGCUUUAAUAACUUGGAUUUUUUAAAGCUCUUAAUAAAAAACAAUCUCAUUAGAAAAUUGAAGUAUGUUUAAAUUAUUAAACAUUUUUAAUCAAUACAUUACGUUAUACAUUAUCUAAAUUAAAUUAAAAAGAUCCUUCAUAUGAAGCUAGAAAACUCUAUAUAAAAUUUUUAGUCAUAUGUUAUUUUAGAAUACCAGAAUUUAGAGCCAAAUUCUUAGAACUUAUUAAUAAACCUGAUGAUCCUCAAUUAUCUGAAUUAAGAGGAACAGAAUUCAUACAAGAUGAUGAUCCAACAAAUAUAGAUAAAAGUACUAAGAAUAAUAUAUCAAUAUUUGAUUGGUAGAAUUAUUUUCAUACUUAUUUAAAUGAUAAAACCUAAGGAAUUCAAAAUUAAUCAGCUCUCAAUUAAAUAUUAGAUGAUGAAAGUUGGAAAGAAAACAUAAGACAUAGAUCUAUUAAUUUUAGUUUUUUUGUUGAAGAAUGGGCUAUUUAUGUAAGAAAUAUUUUACAAGUUAAAAUAUUGCCUUGGCAAGAUAUACCAGGUUAUAGAAUUUUAGUUAAAGCAUUUAUGUGUGAAUUAAAAUAAUAGGAUUCAGUACCAGAUGCCAUGAAAAUAGCUUUGAGAAGUCUGAUGCAGAAUGUUAAUCUUUUGGGAAUUAUAGUUAGUUUAUAAUUUAAUAAGACUAAGUAAAUAGAUUAAAAUUUAUUUUAGUUUAUAUAAUACAGAAUAAGUAAUAGAAACCUUUGAAAUUUUGGAUAUUUGUUUUUCUACCUUAUCAACUAUGCCACCUUACUUUGAUUAUCCAUUUCUAUUGAAAGGAAUUAAAUAAAUUAUAAUAGAUUCUGAACAUGCUAUUUGCAUUGCUAAAUGUAUGUGGUUCAUCUAUAAUAUCUAUCCAUUACUUUCAAGUAAAUAUAGGUUUUUUAUAAAUCAGUGGACUUUAAAAAAGAUUUGUGUGAAUUCAUUUUUGAGAAAGCUGUAUUUAAAUUAUUUCUUCAUUGGAGUAAGACUGUUAGAAUGAUGUUUCAUUAUUUUCUACUAUACAGAGUUUCACAUUAACAUAAGAAUCCAAAAGUUGGAGGAUUAGAUGAGGAGUAGAUUUAUAAUGUAAAUAAAAUAGGUAAAUUAUUUAAUAAUACACGUUAAUCAAUAGACCAAAAAAGAAUCAAAGUUAUUUUGAAAAUAGAUAACCAUAAUAACAAUUAAUAGUAAUUUAAUAGUAUUUAUAAAAUAGUCUGAUUAUAUAUAUAUGAAAUACUUGAGAUUCUUAAGUAAAGUUGAAUAAGCUAAAAUAAAUGAAGGAUAACGAGAUUAUUAAUAAGAUUAUUAGAGUUAUUAUUAGAAAAUGGUAGCUAAGAAGUUGAAAUAUGAAUAAGAAUAAAAAUUAUUAUAAAUAACAGAACCAAAAAUGGAAAUUUUAAAAUUUGAAAGACUACAAUCUGAACAUGAUGAAUAAACUUAAAAGUAAAAUUAAUUGAAACCAGUUAUAGUUCCAAGAACAGUAAUGCAUAAGAAAUUAAGUUGUAAGAACAUUAUACUCAUUUUUAGUUAAACAUGAUAUUGAAAUAACAGAAAAAUAAUAAUAAUAUGUUUUAUUAUCAAUAAGAGAAUUUGAAGAAUAACUUAAAAAUUAUAAUAAUUGGAGACAAUCUAAUAUCAAAAAAGUUAUGGGUAAAUAUAAUGAUGAAGGUUUAAUAUUUAUUAUAUAAAAGAUAAACAUACCAUACAUUUAACAUUUGAAGUUCCAAAAAUGGAUAUUCUUAAAAGAAUAGAUGAAAAAGAAGGAGCAUGA
Paramecium pentaurelia is the source of this 3406-nucleotide messenger RNA. The record is from the annotation of a GenBank genome assembly. NCBI's taxonomy places the organism in Eukaryota, Ciliophora, Oligohymenophorea, Peniculida, Parameciidae.